UGUGAAGAAUAUCACAAAAUCUCAUAAAAAGAUAUAAUGCGAUCGUAAAAAUUAAAAAUAUUUUGAUUAUUAAAUAAAUAUAUUAUUAAAUGGCAUAUAAAAUGUCAUUGCAACAUCAAUUAUAUUCUCGAUUGAUAAUUUACGACCAUAUUGUAUCUCUAGAUGAAUUACACUAUGCUAGAAUAUUUCAUUUUUAAAAUUCAAGUAUUUUAUUAUUUUUAAAUCACUUUCAAUGUUAAAAUGAUCUGAUUAAUUAACUUAUCAAAAUAUCCUACUCUUUAAAAAAGAAUGUCAUAUUAAUACAACUUUCAUUUUCAUUUAUUUUAUAUUUAAAAAUAAGAAAUAUACUUGUUGCUGAAAUUAUAACAAAAAAGAACAAACUAAAAGGAAAAACUAGUAUAAUUAUAAUGUUGAUUCAGUGAUUCAUGAUAAUAUUACCAGGAACCUAUAAUUAUUGACCUUCUUCACUUCAGAGCACGUCUGACCUUGCUCCUUGUUCCACUUCGAACAUUUUACUAUUUAAAUGAGUAAUAUUGCGACACGCUUUUUAUACAUAAAUGAAGACAUAAUUAUGAUCGGAAGUAAUUUACACUAAAUUACUUGGCAAUACAUUCUAUAUUGUUUUAUUAUCACGGAAAGGAUUAUUGCUCCUUUGUUUGUAAAAGGUCGCAUAUUAUUUUCGUUCCGAAAGAAUGUACGAGUUAAUGCGCUUCUCUAAAAUGUGCUGCAGGAUAUUCUCGUUGUAUAUAAGGGAAACUUAUUGAGUGAAAAUUUUAUUAUUUCAAGUGUUUUGAGUUAGAAUAUUUUUGAUAUUCGAUCAUGUUUUAUAUAUUAUACGCAGUUUUGUUUGUGGGUAUUUUGAGAAAUUGUAUUCUGGCACAAGAUACGAUUACUUUUGACAGUACAACCAUAUCGUCAAAUCAAAAUACAACAUCGUGUUGCGUUUUAAAGAAUAAUUGUCCAUCUAUCAAUCCAGGAAUCGAUUUUCGAAUUGUUAAUACGGGUUCUAAUUGUUCCGAAGGGCAAGUAUAUUGUUGUUCAUCUAAUUCGCAAAACUUAUUCGACACUACUUGCGGUAUCAGAAAAAUCUCGCCAUCUUCACAUCUUCAAGGUCAAGCCAGUUAUGGUGCAUAUCCUUGGCAAGCUGCACUUUUAACAACUAACAAUAAUUAUAUUGGUUCUGGUGUACUUAUUACAUCAAAUCAUGUAUUAACUGUAGCUCACAAGGUAACAUCUUACAUAAAUGGUGGACUUAAAGUAAGAUUAGGAGAAUGGGAUAGCCAGUCUACUAAUGAACCUUAUCCAUAUCAAGAUUAUUCAAUUAAAAAAAUAUCCAUACAUCCUGAAUUGAAUUCUCUUAAUCUUCAAAAUGAUAUAGCAGUAAUAACUUUAAAUAAUACUGUUCCAAUUUCAAGCAGUCCUAAUAUUAACACUGCAUGUUUUCCUACAGCAAUACCUGCAGCUAAUACAAAAUGUUGGGUGUCAGGUUGGGGAAAGAAUGCAUUUGGAACAAAUGGCAAGUACCAAAGUAUAAUGAAAGAAGUAGAUGUACCUAUUGUUGAUCAAUCAAAAUGUGAAAAUGAUCUACGGAAAACUAGACUUGGACAAUACUUUAUACUAAAUAAAAGUAGUUUUAUAUGUGCAGGAGGAGAACAAGGAAAAGAUGCAUGCACAGGUGAUGGAGGUUCACCAUUAGUAUGCCAAAAUGGAAAUGGACAAUGGCAAGUGGUUGGAAUGGUUACAUGGGGUAUUGGUUGUGCAACUAGUAAUGUUCCUGGUGUAUAUAUAAAUGUAUAUAAUUAUAUUUCAUGGAUUAAACAACAAAUAAAUUAAAGUAAAUAACUAUAUAUUAUAUAAACUAUAUAAUAUAUAUUUUUAGUUAUAUAUUAAAGUAAAUAAUUAUAUAAUAAUUACAUAUACUAAUAUUAUAUAAAUAAUUAUAUAUUAUACACAUAAUAAAUUUAAUUAAUAUUCAAUAAUUUAUUUAAAAUAUUGAAUAAUAUAUAUAAUGCAUAAUAUACAUAAUAUAUAAUUAUACAUUCUAUGAAUCUGCGAAUAUACUUUCUUCUCACCGAUUUUGAUGACUUUGAAAUAUAUUAUAAACAUCUUGAGUAACUUUUUCUUUGACACAUAAUCAACGAUUAGCUUUUAACUUUCGAAUUAUUCACAAAAAUCUUUAAUAUUAUAUUAUUAAAAUAUUAUUAUUAUAACUAUUAUAUAUCUAUAAUUGUGUAUCCUUCAUAAUAAAAAUUAAUAAUAAAAAAAAAAUUAAACAAAA
Apis cerana (Asiatic honeybee) is the source of this 2278-nucleotide messenger RNA. RefSeq names its product phenoloxidase-activating factor 2. The record is from RefSeq and is a predicted model, not a curated record. Lineage: Eukaryota; Metazoa; Arthropoda; Insecta; Hymenoptera; Apidae. Gene Ontology annotation, molecular function: serine-type endopeptidase activity. Gene Ontology annotation, biological process: proteolysis.